AAACUUAGCUCUGCUAAACACGAGCAGGACAGGAAGACACACACACACACACACACACACACACACACACACACAAACAUGCUCCCAAAAACACUGGACUGGAUUUAACUGAAAGCUUUUAAAAGUUUAAAGUGGGAAAAGUUUCAGAAAGCAAUUAGACUAGGAAUUAGACUCGUUUAGAUCGUUUACUCCGAGAACGCUGAGGACACGAGGACCUCGCUCUGCCUGAGGAGGACAUGUCACGGCUCAUCUGACAUAUUUUCAUGUAUGAAUCGAUUCUAAAGGCAAUUUUCCUACAAUGUCACCACAAAUCAGAUCACUUUGGGCUCUUUGUUUAAUUUUUAUGUUCGCGCGGUGGUGUGAUGGAAGCUGUGCCGAGGUGGACUCCAUGACGGAGGCGGUGGCUGGACAGGACUUCCUGUUAGGUUGCAUCUCCUGUAAAAAACGGGAGGAAGUCGGCGCCAGUGCUACAGUGGACUGGCACUUUAAACCCGCCGGAGAAGAUGAGUUCUUCCACAUCUUCCAUUACGAAUACCCGACCUCCACCAUCACGCACGGGGACUUCGAGUCUCGCCUUGAGUGGGGUGGAACUGAAAGAACGGCAGAUCUCCAGAUCGGAGCCAUUUACAUCCGGAACGUCACGUUUAACGACACCGGCACUUACAUGUGCACAUUUGAGCGCACGCUCUACCUCCAUGUUACUAACGAACACGUGACCAUCAGAAAAACAGUGGAGCUCACCGUCGUGGCAGAAGCGAAUCGUGAGUUGACGUCAGUGAUUUCGGAGAUCAUGAUGUACGUCGUCAUCGUUGUGCUGCAGCUGUGGUUGAUCGGUGUGCUGAUUUACUGCUACAAAAAAAUUUAUGCUGAAAACGAAGCUCGCGAGGCCCGAAAAGCUCUGCGUGCAAAAAACAAACUUAUUGACUCGAAGGACACUCGUGAUGGAGUGCACUUGGAGUAACUGUACUUUCUGAGCGACGAAUCCUGGAUGUUUUGCUACUCGCAAGAAGAAAUAUCUUUAAAGUCUUAAACAUAAAAAAUAAACCCACAUGUUUAUCUCGAGUUUGUUUAAGAGGAGUAAGUGAAGCAGGGUUAGCGCUUGUGAUUUAGCUAGUGUCACUGCUAACAGAAUUAUGGGUUACUUACUGAAAUGCUAGUUUGUUGGGUUAAUUGACUUACUCUGCUACUAGUUUGUAACUUAACAUAUUUACUUUACAGCUAGUGUGUAAACGAGUCUACUUACUGUAACGCUAGUUUGUGUGUUAGCAUAUUUUCCUAUUAUGCUAGUUUGUAAGUUUGUGUACUGCUAUGCUAGUUUGGUGGGUUAGUCUAUUUAACACUAGUUUGUAAGGUAGCAUAUUUGCUAGUAUGCAACUUUGUAUGUAACCCUGUAUAUUGUUAUGCUAGUUUUCUGGAAUAAUCUAUUUACUUUAACGUUAGUUGUAAUUUAGCAUAGUUUCCUGUUGUUCUAGUUUGUAAAUAAGCCUGUUUACACUUAUUGUAGUUUGUUGAGUUAGACUAUUUACUUUAACGCUAGUUUUCAAGUUAGUCUUCCUACUGAUAUGUCUGUUUGUAAGUUAGCAUAUUUACUGCUAGGUUAGUUUACAGUUAUAUCAGCAAGCUAGUCUAUUUACAGGUAUGCUAAUUUGUUAAGUAGUGUCAAUAUUUUAACGCUAGUUCAUUUUAAUGCUUGUUUAUAAUCGUAGGAAUGUUAGCAUGUAUGUUAUAUGUAGCAUGUAGCUCAGGAUCAGGUGUGUUUAUCUCAGAUAGUGAAAGAGAAAUGUAAGUGUUAACUUGUGUAUUAUUGUAUACACUGCACUGUGAAUAACGCACCUGAUUCAACACAAUAAAACACCGCAUUAUUCACCUCA
Messenger RNA from Ictalurus punctatus (channel catfish), 1871 nucleotides. RefSeq lists its product as uncharacterized. Lineage: Eukaryota; Metazoa; Chordata; Actinopteri; Siluriformes; Ictaluridae. Gene Ontology annotation, biological process: regulation of heart rate by cardiac conduction; sodium ion transport; cardiac muscle cell action potential involved in contraction. Gene Ontology annotation, molecular function: sodium channel regulator activity. The record is from RefSeq and is a predicted model, not a curated record. Gene Ontology annotation, cellular component: voltage-gated sodium channel complex. The coding region runs from base 299 to 961 and encodes 220 amino acids. The transcript is spliced from 6 exons.